Molecule: messenger RNA, 7135 nt
Organism: Eriocheir sinensis (Chinese mitten crab)
Lineage: Eukaryota; Metazoa; Arthropoda; Malacostraca; Decapoda; Varunidae
Exons: 12
Coding region: 550-6099 (1849 amino acids)
Biological process (GO): microtubule-based movement
Molecular function (GO): microtubule motor activity; ATP binding; microtubule binding
Source: RefSeq, a predicted model, not a curated record
CUAGCCCGGACUCAGAUGAAUGCCAUCCCUCAGCUUCUGUGCAGAGGCACUGUGAGCCCCACUGUCCCUCCCGGCCAGGACACACAGCAGCAGCAGCAUGAGAGGAAGACCCAAAUCCACCUUGGAAGAGCCCCUGACCAAAAGUAAGAAGAGGAAGUAAGUGAUCAUGAAAUUUGGAGGCAGGGAGAAGAACGCAGUCGGGAAAGCGGCUGGUGGCCGUGGGUGAGACUGCAGAUCCUCCACAUAUGAGACCUCAGUUGCAUUGUUCCCGUGUCGUCUGGUGUACGGAAAGUGUAAGGGGCUGUACCUCUUCUAAAACGUUUCUAUAAUUGGAUGCACUCCUUUUUAUUGUGGGCAGCAAAACAAUUUAAUCUGGCCGAAAGAAAGACAAAAAAACAUUUGUGCUUCCUAAGAGUAAUAACUUAGGAUUUACGAAGAUGGCUAACUAUAGCAUUGUGCAGUGUCAGCCAGGCCGAGGCCGCCAGCCCUAAGAGAAGGAUAGUAUGUGUGUGUGGCAGCGAGUGGCGACCCAAGUGACUGUUUGCCAGCAUGGAACGACCUCCCCCGAGACGCCGGCACAGGGAUGACCAGUACGACUUCGGCUGGGCUCCUGCGAGGUAUGAGCCUCGGCAGUACGCCUCCCCUCCGGCCAGAGCCAGUCAGCUAGCGGCACCAGGCACGCCCUCCUCAUGCGCCUCGCCGGUUCGUCAGGAGGACCGGGAGCGGCGACGGCGGAGGAGGAGGAACUCGGGGGAGCGGGACAGGGAUGGCUCUGGGCGGCGCAGCAAGGGCGGGGGGCGGGAGGACCGGCGAGCCCUCCCGACGGACUACCGUGGCGCCCUAUCCCGGUUCUCCCCGCCCGUCCCUCACGCCCUCCUGAAGAAGAUCGGCACCAAGGAUGUCCAGGGCCUCGGCAAGGUCCGUGUGGUAUUGCGAGUGUCACCAGCUGUGCCCAUUGGGGAGGGGGAGGAGGAGGUGGUGACACUGGACAAGCGGCGGCGACAAGUGACUCUGGUGGAGCCACAGGCCCGCCAAGCACAGGAGUCUAGACUGGGCGUGGCAGCACCAAAGAUGUUUGCUUUUGAUCAGGUGUACACUCAAAAGGACCCCCAGAGUGAAGUGGUAUCUGGUGCAGUCGUAGAUGUGCUGCAUGCUGUCCUGGCAGGAAAUGACGGGUGUGUGCUUUGCUUUGGAGCAGCAUCAUUAGGGAAAACAUAUACCAUGCUGGGCUCUCACACUGGCCCAGGAGAGCUUGGAGUAGUUCCCUCGGCAAUUGCCUGGCUUUACCGUGCCAUCGUGGAGCAGAAAGCCAAGAGUGGUGCAAGAUUUAGUGUGAGGGUGUCAGCAGUAGCAGUGGACUCAGCAGGAGCCAUGCUGACUGACCUGCUUGCUGAAUAUGCUCAAGAAGGAGAAGCCUCACCUGGAGCUCUGUUGAGAGAAACUACAGGUGGCUACCUCUCCUCAGUGGCAGAGCUACGAGCACCAUCUCCUGAGGCAGCCGCCCACUAUCUGGAUGUUGCAAUCGCUGCUAGGUCAUCUCUUACCCCGCCUCAUCUGCAAGCCAGCCAACAGCAGCAUCAGGCCACCUCAGGCUCAGCCACAUUACUCUACACACUUCACAUCUACCAGUAUUCAGUAGACAAGUCAGGCAAAGGAGGGGUUGUUGGUGGACGGAGUCGUCUUCACAUGAUCGACAUGGGCGAUUUGAGUGGGAGUGGUGGGGGUAUGUCAUUGUCCUCCCUCACCUCAGUACUGCUUGCCAUCUUUAAUGGGCAGCGGUACCUACCCAAUCGGGAGAGUAAAUUGACAAUGUUACUGAAGGAAGCAUUGGGCUCAGUGACCUGCCAUGCUGCCAUGGUCGUUCAUGUGUCCCCAGCACCUCGACAUGUUCAGCACACCCUUGCAACUCUCCAGCUUGCCUCCAGAGUCCAUCGGAUGAGACGCAAAAAAUUAAAGGGUCUUGGUGGGUCAGGCUCUGGAGGAAGCUCUGAGGGCUCUCAUGGAAAAUCAUCCGGUGAAACCUCUGCAGGGUCUUCCUCAAUGGACUUUUCCUCAUCAGAACAGUCUUGUGACACUGUCAUCUACAUUGGUGGUGGUGGUCCAGGGGAUACCACAGACAAUGAGCAUCCUCCUGUGUUCAUGCCACAUCACACAAAUCAGCAGAUGUGGCCGAUCACACGACUCAGAUCCAUGGAACACUUGCGGCCUCACUCUGCAUCUCCAACCCCAGCCUACACCCGGAGAGCUGCUUCAGCGAGCCCCACACCAACAUCCCGUUCAGUACCCAAUGCCCAUCCCCAGGUGAAGCCCCGGCCCCCACCACGCACAGUUAGUAAUGCCAACAACUCUGCUGGAAAAACUGCUCUUGGAGGUGGCUUUAUAAGACACCAGCCAGGUGUCAGCCACAUUGCAUAUAAUAACAACAACACUCAGCAGCCACUUCUUUCAUCUUUCAAGCCACAGGUUGCUCUUGGUCCUCUUGUUCCUGGAGAUUUGCGACACUUCAACUACAAUGCUUAUGAAGAACCAAAUAAUUCAGUUCCCAUGUUUAAACAAACUAGAAUUCCUAUCACUGCACAGAUGCAGAAUCAGAGACAGUUAGAACUAAGGCAGCAGCAACAAUUUCACCAACAACCAUUGCAACAGCAACAGAACCAACAGCUGCAGCUACAACAGCAACAAGCACAGAAACAGCAACACCUCAGAUUGCAAAAGCAUCCGCAACUGCAAAAAGUUCAACAGAUACAACAUCAACAACAGCAAAGAUUUCAACUGCAAUUACAGCAGCAGCCUCAAAAUGUUCAGCAGUUGGUGCAACAUCAGCAAUACCAGCAAUUCCAGCAAUUACAGCAGCAGAACCAAAAACUCAUUCAGAUGCAGCAUUUUCAACAACAGAUGCAACAACAACAACUACAGCAAAUACAGCAACAACAACAACAACAACAACAGCAACAGCAGCAGCAGCAGCAGCAGCAGCCACAAAAUCAGCAGCAAGUACGUCAUCUUCCCAAAGGAGCAGUUGAUGGGGUAAUCUCAGAUGAACAGUGGAUUGAUGGGCCAAGGGUGCACAAGUCACGAGUUGCAGCAGCUCAGAAAAUUAAAACAAACAAAUCUGAAACUUGGGUGGAUGGUCCACAAAUGACUCCAAUUGGGUAUGGUUUCAUGGAUGACCAUAAAAAAACCAUGAUAGAAAGGUGGGUUGCAGUGCAAACAGCUCAGGUGGUGCAACAACUUGAGCAACAACAGACUGUACCGACCCAGGUCCCUGCUCAGGCUCCUACCACCCAGCAACAGUUCACUCACCUGACACAGUUCCGCACAUGUGAGGAAUCCACAUUAGAUAGUGAUCAAGACACCCUUAGUGAAGAUCCCCCCUCAGGGCCAGGUCAGCCAGCUGGCCUAGACAGUAACCUACCACCACAACCCAACCUUAUUGAAGAACUUGAACGCAAAAAUCUCAUUCCUGCUGAGAGCAGCACAGAUACAAAUGCUGAAAAACCCAACUCUUCACAGAGUGAGUCAGAAGCUCUACCAAAGGAGCCAGUUCUUGAUGAAAAGAGCACAGAGCCACAUUGCUCUCCAGAUGAGGCCUCUGGGGCAGAUGAGCCAUCUAUUGAUGAUAUUUGCUCUCAGUGUGAGGCACUGGCUGAGGAGUGUGAGGAAUUAAGUUCUCUCCUUUCAUGUGAAGAAGAGGAGUGUAAGCGCCAGGCACACCAAGGUUUGGCAACAGUGUUGGAGGAACCUGAGCUGGAAGCAGACAUGCUUGCUGAGGACCAGGACAAAGGCAGGGUGGAAGACGAAGAGGAGGCUGAGGCCAAUGGGGGUGAAGAGGCAUCCCAUACUCCUGCCAGAAGAGGAUGGGUGAGGCGCUCAGUGGCCUCAUCUGGCACCCAUCACUCCACAGAGCUAAUAGAAGUCCAGGUACCAGACCAUCCAGCCAUCACUAUGGACUGCUAUGUGCAGGUCUGUGAGGAGGACAUUCUUCGAGCCUUGGCAGAUACUCCCUGCCAGAGCGAGGUAAUGAGUGUUGAAACUAGUGAUGAUCACCCACUUCGAGUCCUCUCUGAAGAAAAUCUGACGUGUGCUUCCACAUUCACAGAUUCAUACUCUCAAAUAGGGGAGACAGGUGAUGAAGAUGAUUCAGAUGAUGAUGACUCUCGGCCUUUCAGUCUUUUUGAGGUGACAGAUUAUGGCAGGGUCUGCCAAGAUCUAAGCCUUGCUCUCCAGUCUGAUGUGGCCAAUCGCAACCUUCAUGAGUUAGCUAAAAUUCAUGACCUGUAUCGCACACUUGCUCGCCAGAGUCCACGAGUUCAUGCAGGUGGUCCCAGGCUGCAGGCAGCCACACUGGCAGAAAUUUUAACAAACAGCCAUGACUCUCUGUUAGAGGAAAAGAAACCUCUGGAAGAUGACAGUAUUUGCAGUGAGCCAGCCCAAGCAGAAGGGAAACUGUGUCGCCAGUGCAAUAAGAGACAGCUGCGCCAUGGAGACAGCAUCUUGAGGUUGGAGUCUGCCCUUAGGAGCAAGUCACAGUGGCUCAGUCGACCACUGGACACGCUGGAGGAUUCUGCCAGUGACAAAUGCAUUGGAACAGAAGAUUUGGAUUUUCCAGAAGAUCACUGCACAUGUGAUGUCCAGAGUGAUCUUGUGCCGUAUAUUCCUUCUAUGUUUUUCAAUUUCUCUCCAGUUCAUAAUCCUGAUAGCUUGUCUCAUUCAAGUCUUACACGCCAAGCCUCAGAAGCUAGUCUAUGUUUAAUGGAUGCUCCACUGGCAGAUUCAACUGAAAAAUUGGGAGAUCGAGUGCCUGUCAAUGGAGUGCCAUUGCCGGAGUUUAUAGAAGAUGUUGAAGCUAAUGUUGUCCUCUGCAAUCCAGUGCAAUAUGAUUACGGUAAAGACGAUGAUUUGUUUGAUGGAAAUGAUGAUCGGACAGUGACUGGAAAGAGUGAUAAUGAGAGUGACUGUGUUAGUAAUAUAAGUGAAGAUUCAGAAUAUAUGAUGCAAACUUCUAAACUCUCUAAAUUCUUAUGUGUUGGUGUUGGUAAAAGUAAAUCAAAAACCCCUUAUAAAAUAGCAAAGCAGAACAAUAAUAAAAUUAUAGAAAAUAAGAAAAACACAGCAAAACUAAAAGACUGCAAAGUUAAAAUCCCUACCAAAAGUAGAGAAAGUUCAAAAUCUCCAGAUCGUAAUUCAAAAAACUUGAUAAAGUCUCCCUCCCGAGUGGUCUCACAAAGUGCAGCCAAACAAAGUGUUAGCAGACGAAGCGACACCACUCUCUCAGUGCGCACCCGAUGGGGCAAGUCAGCCCGUGUUGGGGCAAGCAAACUGCCGGCUGUGAGUUCAAGGGGCAACUACAGAUACACCUGCACCCUCAUGUACCCACCUGAUGCAGCCACACCCACUGAAGGCUAUGACUCAGGCCAUGAUUCAGGUGCAGCAACCCAGGGUAGUGCUACACCCAUGGAAAGUGCUGAGUCUUGGAGAACUGGUGGCCAGGGUCUGCCAUCCCACCAGCACCAUGAGCAUCACCAUCAUCCAGCUGCCAACAGUGGCUCAUUAGGGACAAACCCUUCUCUGGGUGAGUCCUCUGGCUAUGAGAGCAUCCCAAGGGACUCAGAAUGUUCCUCAUUCAGCUCCUCCCAGGACUCUGAGAUGGACGAUGAGCACCGAAGGGAGGCACAGGGCCACUCUUCUGCUCCUUUGCAACCUCACUCUCAACCUAAGACUCAGAAUUCGAGUGGUCCAGCUAAGAUGCAAGUUGAAGACUGGUCUGAGGAGGAUGUAAAGCGGUAUGAAGGACGGCCAUGUGCUGCUGAAGUGCCACAACUGAGAGCAUACCGUCAGCAGGUGUUAUCUUUAAAAUCAGAGCAGCAAGCAUUGAAGGCUGAUCUGGCUCAGGCCAAAGGAAGUCUCAAUGUGCCAGCUGGCUCUUGGAGCUACGAACUACAUGUAAAGGAGGAUUCACCACUUGACAAACGCACUUAUGUGGAAGCACUCGCGAGGGAGACGAUUAUUUUACGAAAACGUGUGGCUGCUGCCCAGAGCCGCAUCCUCUUGGCCACAUCUUUCCUGCCCCGCCAGCGAUUAGAAACUUUGAUUAACUGAUAACCAUGAUUACCCUUGUAUCCUCAGCAUUCCCUGAUUCUCUUCUCCUUAAUUCAUUUUGUUGUCUAUAAAAAUUUCUUUGCCAGUACAUAUAUAAUUUUGUUAAUAUAUUUCAUAAUAAACCUUCAGCUGUUGGUUGAUGCAAUAUUUUCUGUAGAAUUUCAUUCAGCUUUACAAUAAUUUUGUUCAUGUUUCCAUUAGGUGACCCCCUUAAGGACAAGUCCUGUCUGGCAGAGUGAGCCAAUCUAGGGUAGUGGUAGUAAUGACCAGCAUAGUCACUGCUACUAUUGCUGUAAUUCAAGAUUUUCAUUAUCAUCACUGUAAUAGAAUAAUCUAUCAAUGUGGUUCAAUUAUUAUAAGAUACUACUACAUCCUUGAUUGCUACUGCCUUCUUAAAACAGAGAGAGAAAUACAAACACACACACACACACACACACACACACACAGAGAGAGAGAGAGAGAGAGAAUCCAUUUAGAGCUACAAUCAUGUGAUACUCUUAGCUAACCCUUCACAGCACCCUGGCGGCAGUGACAACAAUGGCAGGAUCAGCUGUAUAAAGACCAGAUACAUGGCUGUGUCACUGGACAGCAACAGAUGUACUUUUGUUACCAGUUAAACCUUGUAGACACUCUUUGGUCCUUAUACUAGAAAGAUGUUUAUGCAGGAGUUGUUAUACACCUAGAUGUGUAAUUUAUUCCUUUUCGUUAUAUUUCUUUUGUUUAGUCUAAGUCAAUAGGAUAGUUUUUUGGUGAAUGUGAUUCUUAUUUGUAUAUUUGUGAGCAGAUGGUUCUUGUAAACUUGCAGAAAUGCAAGACUGUCUCAGUUGCAUAAUGGUGUGAUUUACAUAAGAGCACAGAAUACAGUUUAAUAUAUAAUGAAUGUACAGUACAUUAGUAGGUAGUGAUUUACAAAGGUUUGUCCAAGUGCAGAAGCCAUGCAGAGGUACGAAUGAGCUCUAUCUCUUUUCUAUAUUUAUAAAAGUGGUCUUUUGCCAGCAUAGUCAUGUACUGUGUAAAAUAAAUGAUUGUUUAGUUA